Messenger RNA from Prunus armeniaca (apricot), 201 nucleotides. Lineage: Eukaryota; Viridiplantae; Streptophyta; Magnoliopsida; Rosales; Rosaceae. The record is from the annotation of a GenBank genome assembly.
AUGAGGACUAUGAGGAAAUGCGCUUCGCUACUCACUCUCAAAGAGUUGAUUCUCGUCGGAAAGCUACAGAAAAUCCUUCGCAGGCGCAGUCCAUUAACACGCCGCCUAAGCAGCGCAGGCGAGAAGGUCGACCCUCGCAGAUCAACGAGGAAGUCAAUCAGCAUCGCCCAAACCGUAAAGGUUGCCAACGAGAUUGACUAG